AAUCCCAACAGCCUCAAAAAAUCCCAAGAUCUUGGGAUAAAAUCCCAAGGUUGGCAACACUGUACAGCCGUACCCCGUAAACUGCUAGCCACUUGUGAAUAUGAACUUCAUCGUUUCUCACGAGAUAACGAUAGCCAAUUAGAAGUCGUCUUAGAGAACGAUUUUAUUUUAAAGCAAUUUCAUUGGUCGCUUACGCGAAACUCGCGUCAGCAAAAUUUCUUGUGUAUUUUUUAUUUUUCGUUCUGCUAAAUCUGCCUUUGUCACGGAAAAGUUUGAAUUGAAAAAUAUCCUUAGCUUCUUAUUAUUGUACUGUAAAUUUUCGUUUUUCAAGAGACGAUUUUUUCAAGCUGUGUAAAAGACAGCUGAGAGCGGACCCGUACACAAAAGAAGGAAUUAUUUGUUUCUAAAAAGGCAUUCGAGUUCGCAAGAACACUAUUUUUUUCUCCUGCCUAACUCUCCUGCCUUCUUAUUAAAACAGUUUCUUUGCUGAAGAAAUUGCUGAAGAGACCUUUGUCCAGAAUAAUGGCAAGUUUCCAAAGUCCGUCCCCUUCAUCUGUGAAAUCAAGACCACUUAGCCCGUUUGUGUCAAAGUUAAAGGUAUUGCUUAGCGAAACUAAGUACCAAAAUGCCAUACGAUGGUCGAGUAAUGGCGAAGCAAUAGUUAUAUUUGAUGCAGACACUUUUAAACGAAUAGUUUUGGACAAGACGGCAGAGAUGUUCAAGACAAAAAACUUCACAAGUUUUGUUCGCCAGUUAAACCUUUACGGCUUCCGAAAAGUACCCACAAAUGGAAAGUCCGACCCGAAUAAGAAUAUGAAAUUUGAACAUCCUCAUUUUGUCCAAAGCAAACCACAAAUGAUGCACCUGGUUCAAAGAACCUGCUCCUCCAGCAAGAAAAGAAAAACUGGUGACAGUUUGGGCAGCCUUUAUGAUAAUAAAAUCUCUCGGACGCAACAAAGAGCGGGCGUUAAAGGCGAAAGUCAUGCAAGGGAAAGGGCAGCCUGGCUCAACGAUUAUUAUCAUCAAGCAACGAAGAAGCAAGCAAAUAAGGAGUCUUCGUCAUCUAAAGUAAAAGAAGAACAAAUCGUUCACCACGGCGAAGAAGGCCUCGAAGACAACGAACAACUCGCGCUAGAGUACAUGUACCAGAAGUUCAAAGAAGAACAACACGCUGUUCAGUUAUUAAUGUAUUUGAAGUAUUCACCACCCAAUCCUGAGGUUUUUCCAACUGGUGUUUGGGAACCACAGUUAUCACAACUUCAGACAAGUUACGCAAUGGAAUAUACCGCAUCUCCACACCUACCAAACGCUAGCCUAUGUCCGUGUUUCAGUAUUCCAUCAGUUUAUGAAACCAGUGAAACAGCAAGACAAGGUUAAAAGAGACUAAUUUCCUCAAUUUUAAUCAGUGAUGUUUAAAAAAUAAGAAAACAAUAUUUUAUUCGAUGUAGGGUUUCCAUCAUAUUUACUUAUAAAGCUAUAAAUUAUAUUGAGAAAAUAAAUGAAUUUUUGUAAAAUAUGUAUAUGAACAUUGAU
Molecule: messenger RNA, 1533 nt
Organism: Dendronephthya gigantea
Lineage: Eukaryota; Metazoa; Cnidaria; Anthozoa; Malacalcyonacea; Nephtheidae
Product: heat stress transcription factor A-7a-like
Exons: 2
Coding region: 523-1377 (284 amino acids)
Biological process (GO): regulation of DNA-templated transcription
Molecular function (GO): DNA-binding transcription factor activity; sequence-specific DNA binding
Source: RefSeq, a predicted model, not a curated record